CAACCAAAUCGAUCAAUUCACUUCACUUCACUUCACUUCCUAAUCAAACCAAAAGCAAAAGCAAAGCAAAACCAAGAUAACGUAACCAAAAAUGCCAACACCAUCUCUUGCAAGAACAUUAAAAUCCAUUCUAAACUUAGUAGACCAAGAAGAAUGGUAUGCAGCCCACCAAAAAUACAGAACUUCAGCCGCUCGACUUUUGAAAUCAAAUGAACCACAAUCUAUUCAAGAUGCGAUUUCAUUAUUAUUUGAAGGAUCUAAAUUACUCUUACAACGACACCAACUAGGAUCAGGAACAGACCUAGGCUUGAUGUUAAUCCGAGACGUUUAUGUAUCACGUUCGUAUCCCUAUACAGAAGAAGAAAGACACAAGCUAUUAAAUUUGAUAGCAUUAAUUGGAGCUAAGGAUAAUUGGCGUAAGAUGAUAAUAGAUUCAUCGAUUUCAUAUUCAACAACCUCACCAGACUUUCCAUCAGGUGAUCCAGCUUUACAUUUCAGUAUUGGAGAAAUCUAUGCAAAGGAAAAGCGUUGGGAUUUAGCUGAGAUUCAUUUACUUUCGGCUGGUGAUCAAGAUUCAGCCAAGAGUUUAUCUAAUGUUUUAUGGUCUUGGUCUAUAUUAGAAAAAGAUUUACAAGAGAAAAGUUUAGGUAGAUAUGCAGGAAGAGGAGUGAUUGGUUAUUUAGAGAUCGGUUCGAUUACAAGUGCCAAAAGUUUUUUAGAAGAUUUUUUAAACAAAUCCAUCAAACGGUUUCCAAACUUACUUGUUGAUUCAAUCGAAAUUAAACUUAAAUCUGAUAACUUUCAACCGAUUCAAAUCUUUUCAUUACCUUCUUUAAACUUUUUACAACUCUUGAUCUUGACUUGUCAAAUCGGUCCUGGUAGCUUACCAUCUGGAUUACCUGCACCUAUUGGUCAUACCGGUCCGACGAUCGGUAAGGCUGUCUUUCAGGCUAUGGUCGGUAGGUAUUCUAGAGUUGAGAAAUGGAUUGGAUCUAAUCAAAUUAAAGAAAGUUUAGAUUUGAUUGCUGAAAUGUAUUUUGGGAUCAAACCUCAGAGACAAAGUGGGAAUAUCUUGAAUGAUUUAAUGGGAUCUCUCUUUUCGGGUGGUGGUCCUCCUGGUCCUGCGUCUCAAGGCUCUAAUAGAGGAUCUCAAAUUCGUGGUAAACCUUCGAGUGGGAUCUCUACACCUGCAUUAGAUUAG
Melampsora larici-populina 98AG31 is the source of this 1201-nucleotide messenger RNA. RefSeq lists its product as uncharacterized. Gene Ontology annotation, biological process: protein insertion into ER membrane. Gene Ontology annotation, molecular function: protein binding. The transcript is spliced from 3 exons. The record is from RefSeq and is a predicted model, not a curated record. Lineage: Eukaryota; Fungi; Basidiomycota; Pucciniomycetes; Pucciniales; Melampsoraceae. Bases 92 to 1201 code for a protein of 369 amino acids. Gene Ontology annotation, cellular component: cytosol.